AUGAAGAGACUUGGAGAAAGAAUAGAAGAUGUUCGUGUAGUUGAGAAAAUUUUGCGAUCUCUUAAUAUGAAAUUUAAUCAUGUUGUGGUUGCCAUUGAAGAGUCAAAAGACACUGAGACCAUGACAAUUGAUCAAUUGUGUGGAUCUUUGUGUGCGCAUGAAGAAAGAAUGAAUCGUGGAAAACAAGAACAUAUUGAUCAGACUUUGCUAACAAAAUCCUUUAGCAAAUCAAGAGGUGAUUCUUCUACUAGAGGUGGUCGUGGACAACUCUGUGGAAGAGGCCGUGGUCGUGGAUAUGGACGUGGUCAAGGAAGAGGCGAACAAAACUCUUUCAAUGAAAAUAGAAAUCAAAAUUUUCAUAGAGGCCGUGGCAGAGGAAGAGGAAGAAGCAAUUAUGGGGUGUACGAAAAGAAAAAUGAUAAAACUAGAGCGCAAUGUUACUCUUGUAUAGAAGAGGAGACAAAGUUUGUAGAACGCCAAGAUAAUGAAGCAGAUCAAGCUUUAUUCUUUUCUAGUAAGGAAGAAACCAUGACUCACAAGACUUCUUGGUACCUUGAUAAUGGUGCCAGCAAUCAUAUGACUGGAGAUAAAAGCAAGUUCGUGGAACUCAAUACUAAACUUUUGGAGAAUGGUUGUAAAAUUAAUAUGGAAGGGCGUACUCUAUGGCUUAAAGAUCGUGAUGGUAAUCUUAUUGCCAAAGUGGCGAUGACAAAGAAUCAGAUGUUCAUACUGGAUAUGAAAGCAGGUGAAGCUAUGUGUUUGAAAGCUUGUGUGAAAGAUACAUCAUGGAUUUGGAAGAAAGAAAAUGGUGAAGGAUAUUUCGGUUAUUGA
Molecule: messenger RNA, 831 nt
Organism: Mercurialis annua (annual mercury)
Lineage: Eukaryota; Viridiplantae; Streptophyta; Magnoliopsida; Malpighiales; Euphorbiaceae
Exons: 4
Coding region: 1-831 (276 amino acids)
Source: RefSeq, a predicted model, not a curated record